AUGAUUAUGUCUCUUUCACUUCUCUAUCGCUCAAGGCCCUGCCGGCAAAGCAAUGUAUUGUCGCGAAUUUUAGCUCUGCGGAGCUAUUCCACUACCGCUCCACCUGUGGACGGAACGCUGCCACUAGCAGGAAUCCGCGUGCUUGACAUGACCCGAGUGUUGGCUGGACCAUAUUGCACUCAAAUCUUAGGAGACCUUGGGGCGGAUGUGAUCAAAGUCGAACACCCUGUCAGAGGUGACGAUACUCGAGCAUGGGGUCCUCCGUACGCCAAGUACGAGGAUGCAUCACAGAAAGGUCCCGGUGAAAGCGCCUAUUACUUGGCAGUAAACCGCAACAAAAAGUCGCUCGCAUUGUCAUUUCAGCACAAGUCCGGCGUCGAGAUCCUCCACAAGCUCGCAAAGGAAUGUGAUGUGUUCGUCGAGAAUUAUGUCCCAGGAGCGCUGAAGAAAUAUGGAAUGGACUAUGAGACACUUUCAAAGAUCAAUCCUAAGUUGAUUUACGCCAGUAUCACAGGUUAUGGGCAGACUGGGCCUUACAGCAACCGAGCUGGGUAUGAUGUUAUGGUGGAGGCGGAGAUGGGGUUGAUGCACAUUACAGGGUCACGCGACGGCCCUCCCGUCAAGGUUGGUGUCGCGGUCACCGACCUGACCACAGGUUUGUAUACUUCAAAUGCCAUCAUGGCAGCUUUACUGGCGCGAAUGAGAACGGGCAAGGGCCAGCACAUCGACGCCUGCCUGAGCGACUGUCAGGUCGCCACUUUGUCUAAUCUGGCGAGCUCUGCUUUGAUCAGCGGUCAGAAGGAUUCAGGACGUUGGGGUACUGCGCAUCCCUCAAUUGUCCCGUAUCGAAGCUACAAGACUAAAGAUGGUGAUAUCCUCUUUGGAGGUGGCAACGACCGUCUGUUUGGUGUUCUGUGUGAUCGGCUGGGCUUCCCUGACUGGAAGAGCGACGCUCGUUUUGUGACGAACAGCGAUCGUGUGAAACAUAGAGAAGAUAUUGACGGGUUGAUUGAGGCCACGACUCAGCAGAAGACUACCAAAGAAUGGCUGGACAUUUUUGAAGGAAGUGGCAUGCCAUAUGCAGCGGUUAAUGACAUUCAGGGGACAUUGAACCAUGAGCAUGUUCUCGCGCGAAACAUGGUUACCGAGGUUGAUCAUCCAGCCUGCGGUCCCAUCAAGCUUGUCAAUACACCCAUCAAGUAUUCUGAAGCCAGGCCCGGUGUGCGCACGCCUCCUCCAACCCUGGGUCAACACACAGAUGAAAUUCUUGCGAAUUUCUUGCAAUACACCAAAGAUGAAAUUUCGCAGUUAAAGACGAAUGGUGUGGUGGCGUGA
Messenger RNA from Penicillium oxalicum, 1335 nucleotides. RefSeq names its product CaiB/BaiF CoA transferase family protein. Lineage: Eukaryota; Fungi; Ascomycota; Eurotiomycetes; Eurotiales; Aspergillaceae. The transcript has 6 exons. The coding region runs from base 1 to 1335 and encodes 444 amino acids. Gene Ontology annotation, molecular function: catalytic activity. The record is from RefSeq and is a predicted model, not a curated record.